AAUUAUUUGGUCGCCGAGAAAGUUCUCUGCAAUUUGUUUGUAAUCUGAGCUGAAACGAAAACGAGAUGCCGAGGCGAGUUUCCGGCGGCGGUGGGGGAGGAAAACGGAACGAGUCAUUGUUGACUCUGGCCGUCAACUCAGUUUUCUCCUUUGUUCGGAUCGCCGAGUUCGAGAUCCUCUUCGUCCUCUUCUUCAUCAUCGCUUUUCUCAUCUUCAAAGAUCUGACAGCAAGGCCGGAAUACAAUCAGAUCCUUGUGAAGAAGCCCGGUGGACCUGAUUGGUGGCCCUACUAGAACAAAAAAUGCUUGAUUUUUCAAAGAUGUUUCGCCAUUGGUGUUCCGCAAAAAUUAAAUCCAUUACGCACCUGUCUAUAUAAAAGUUCCAAAUGUUCCAUAGGAAACAUUAUCGGGCAAAAUGUACAAUUUUGCUGUCUGGUGCUGAAUCACUGGGUAAGUUCAUUGUGUGGCUAUGCUGCAUACAUGUUUUAUUACAGUAUUCAAACACUUUCAGAAAUGAUUGAUGAGUUAUAAAUUUUACAGUUGAACUGA
This is a messenger RNA of Diospyros lotus (date-plum), 548 nucleotides long. RefSeq lists its product as uncharacterized. The coding region runs from base 66 to 293 and encodes 75 amino acids. The record is from RefSeq and is a predicted model, not a curated record. The transcript is spliced from 2 exons. Lineage: Eukaryota; Viridiplantae; Streptophyta; Magnoliopsida; Ericales; Ebenaceae.